Pieris macdunnoughi is the source of this 984-nucleotide messenger RNA. The record is from the annotation of a GenBank genome assembly. Lineage: Eukaryota; Metazoa; Arthropoda; Insecta; Lepidoptera; Pieridae.
AUGUUGUUAAAGUUUAGACCAUAUUUAAGGAGACUUUUACAAAUCAAAUUACAAUAUAAACCCCUAUUUCCUACAAAGUUUUGUAAAAUACUAAUUCUAAGAACAGGCUUGCCUUGCACUGUUGGAUUCUCUAUUUUAACGUUGAUUGGAUUAGAGAAGAAACUGAAUGCAGAAGAUGAAUUAAUCAUAAUGAUAAAACAUAGUUUACUUUUUAUGCAAAGAAAUGAGUAUGACAAAGCUGAGCAGUUACUUCAUGUUGCAUUAAGACAAGCACAACAAAUGCAUCAUGAUUUAGGAGUCACUUACAUAUAUGAUUUAAUGGCUAAUUUGGCCUUGCAAAGGGAACGUCUAGAUCAAGCAAAGAAGUUAUUCGUAUCUGUUGCUCAAAGAUUGAUUUCAAGUGGUGUCCCUCAAGAUGAUUUACGUAUUGUUCAAGUCAGUGUUAAACUAGCAAGAGUAAGCCACUUGCAAAAGGAAUAUGACACAGCACAACUCGGUUUUGAUUGGUGUUUGGAAAGAAUAAAUAAUGAAUACUUAAGAAAUCCUUCCGAUGAAAUAAAGAAACUCUUAGCAAUGACUGAGGAUUGGUAUGGAAGAUUAUUUGUUGAAUGUAAAAAAUAUGAGAAUGGGUUUAAUUAUAUGCUCAGUGCUUAUAAUAAAAUGAAGGAACUAAGCGAUGUUGAUCCUGAACAUAUUGCAGUGCAACUGAAUGAUAUAGGUACAGUUUGCGAUCAAAUGGAUCGCGUGGAUGAUUGUAUACUAUAUGUAUCAAAGGCACUUGACCUUGGAAAAACACUUCCAGAUAUGGAAGACCUAGGAGCUAUUUAUGUUAAUUUAGGAAGAGCUUACAUGAAGAAAAGAAUGAUAGAUAGUGCUCGUCAGUAUUGUGGGUAUGGCUUAAGACUAGCUAUUUUAAAUAAAAAUAAUGACAUUAAACAUGAAGCAGCAGAAUGUAUUGCUGAAAUAAAAAAUAUUGUAGUAUGA